AUGGGAGACGGAUGGGAGAACGGGGACACGAGCAGAGUUGUGUGUUUUGUGGUGAGAGAGAUGAAACAAGGGAUCACCUGUUCCUGCCCAUAUACCUAUUCAAUCUGGUCGGUCUUAAGUGAUGGUCUCCUUGGAACUGCGACAACGCCAGAUUGGGCAGACACAAUUCAUGCCCUCACGCCACGUACUUUCCAACAUUUGGAUCACAUUUUACUUAGAAUGAGUUUCCAGACACCGCCACAUCGCUUAGAAGGACUCAUGCAACGUUGGUUUGGCUCUCGUUAA
This is a messenger RNA of Microthlaspi erraticum, 285 nucleotides long. The record is from the annotation of a GenBank genome assembly. NCBI's taxonomy places the organism in Eukaryota, Viridiplantae, Streptophyta, Magnoliopsida, Brassicales, Brassicaceae.